UGGAACUAAGAAAAUGUUCCUUCAUCAUUUGACGCUGUAGGAUAUCCAUGUAUUCCGUGUCAUUGACCGGCCUUGGAACAGCGCUGGACGGACAGGGUUUCUUGGACACAUUUUGAGCGACAUUUAAUACUAUGCGACUAGAUACAAAACUCAGUUUGUGAAACAGUUUAAUAAUAGAGACAUAACCCUCAAGGCCGUGACGUAGCAACCAUGUUCAAGUUUGUAAACAAACGGGGCGAGUUGGUCCCCAGUUAUUCUACCACUCAAGAUGCCACACUCAGGGGACCAGUUACCGACCGCGCAAGACCAAAGGAUCGAACCGACAACUGCACCGUCUGCAAGACCCGUCGGCGUAGCCUGGACAGACAGAAGGCCCAGGUUCUACGUAGGUCUCAAUCACGAGAAACGCUUCAAUCCAGCAGCACUGACACCAGCGAGCGAUCACAACCUGACACGACCAAUGAGAUGGCAACACCAGGAGUAUGGAGUGCCAAAGCUGACAAAUAUCGCAGACUGUCUCGAUCAUGUGAGGUGUUGUCCUCUAGGAGAAAGUCAACCCACAGACAAAGUGAUGACAAAGAAGGCAAUACAAUGAGUCAUUCCAAGGAAAUGUAUGAAAACGGAGCAAUGAAUCCAGCGGGGUAUAUUGAUUUGUGUAAUGUAAACCCAUCAAAGAUGGACAGAUUGAAGAUAGAAGAGAAACAGUCACUGAGGCGUAAAUCUACCACUACCAAGAAAUUUACACCUCAAAGUGACUGUAAAAUGAGACACCUGGAGACGAGUAAAGGGGCUGACUACACGGAUGGAGAAUGCCGGCGUGGUAAUGACGGGAGCAGGGACCGCCUCUCAAGGUCAUCAGGAAGUAUGCCCGAGAGAGGAGCAUCAUCAUCAUCAUCAUCCUCCUCCUCCUCGGGGAAACAGGUGCAAUUUGCUGCCCGCGUUGAGUACGAGAGAUCCAAAGAAGACUCGGUCAUAGAAAAACUCAGGAACGCUGUCAAUAACAGCAGGAGGAAAUUGCGCUCGAGGUCUUUAGAGAGAAUCGAUCGGAGACAGGAGUGGAGCCGUGAAUGGGAGGCGGGUAGGGCCGAGAGGGCGUCGUGGAUGAGCAGACUGCGGAUGUCUAAGUCAAAUACUUCAAGUGUGAAGAAUGAUGAUAUCGUGAGAUCAGACGAGACUGACAGGAACUUAGUCAGAGAAACUUUGCAAGAUGGUAAUUUAAACCGGCAGCUGAAUACGCAUUGGGUUGAGAGAACAUCUCGAUCGAGGUCUAAGGAGAACAGAGACUGGAGACAAGACUACUGUGAAACCAAACCUCAUGAAAACCAGAUGUACUCAUGCGAUGAAAACAACCGUAGUCUAGUCUCCUCUCAAGCAUCUGAUAAGGAAAUCUUAGUCAGAGAAACUUUGCGAGAUGGUAAUAACCGGCAGCUGAAUACGCAUUGUAAUGAGAGACACUCUCGAUCGAGGUCGAGGGAGAACAGAGACUGGAGACAAGACUACUGUUUAACCAAACCUCAUGAAAACAAGAUUUACUCAUGCGAUGAUAACCACCAAAAACUAGUCUCCUCUCAAGCAUCUGAUGAGGAAAUCUUUAACAGGACCAGAAAAGCAGCAAGUGGUGAUUACAAGCAGAGAGUUACAAGGGACAAUGAUCCAUUGCAUGAGCGAUAUGAGGAGAUGAGAUAUAACAGCCAAAAUACAGCUGGAGCUAAGACUAACCGCUCCACCAGACACCAUCGUUCCCAAAUUGAACAAGUAUCCAAUGGUCUUAUAUCACCCCAGUAUGUAGCACCGCAUGGUCACUAUGGUAAAGCAGUAGUCCGGAAAUGUCAUGGCGAGCAAAGACAACCUACAGACUUAACUCAAACAUCGAAGAACGUAAAAGUAAAGUCACUGAGCCUAGCUUCCUCAACACGGGAGGAUUCAGUUGCGUCAUCGGCUAAAAACUUGUAUCAGCCUAAAGGAACUGCUGGUAGAGGUUCUGUGACCUCUGUGAAGAAAAUGGCAAAGUUAGACUCGCGACUACAAUCCAAUGCCCCCAAUGUCCGCCCUGAUGUACCCAACGCACUGAACAUUCCCAACAAACAUUCAAUGGAUGCUAACAGAGUUUCAAACUGUUCAGUACCUUGCAACAUUGAAGCAAAACCAGCAAAUGUGUCUAGGGAUAAACAGGAUGGAAGUGGGGACGUUAAUGUGACUCAAAACCAUUCGCCCAAUUCAUCAGGUUUUGUGUACAACUGUACAACUGCCAAGAUAACAAAACUUGGCAAGUCAGCCACACACAAACAGCAAAACUUGAAACAAGAGCAACCUCAAGAACAAAGCAUCCCUCAGUUGACAUCCUCAGUGACACAGAGGAACAGAACUGACAAUCUCAAUCUUCAAGACAUCUCACAAAAUGAUACAAGGAAAAUUAAACCAGCAGCAAAUAACUUAACAAGGCAUGCCUCAGUGGUCUCCUUAUCUCUCAUCUCAGUCGACUCUGUAGACUCCGGUACAAGCUGUCACGAGGACAGUACGACAGACUCAUCUGAUCGAGAACUAGAAGCCUUUGCGUACUUACAGAAGCCCAAGCCUAUCACAACAAGCAGACAGUCUGGGAUCGAGACUAGAUAUACCACCAACAGACAGCCUGGAAACGAGACUAGACAAUCUUCCAGAGAGCUUGAGAAUUUGAUUCUGGGGAGCUGUUUUGGAGUGGAUAAACAUGGUUCCAGUCUGGUGACUAGUGACUAUGAGUCCGAUACGGGACCAGAUACGGUGAGGAGUAGCCUUGUCGAGGACACGAAGAGGAAGAAGGGAGGGGCAUCUCGAGUCGUCCGAUUUGUGGGAGCUGAAGAUCUAACUAAGGAGCUUCACAACAAAAAUCAACAAUUAAAAAUACAAGGUCCAAAGGCCCUCAACCAACCAGCUGCAGCUGCCAAACAUUCCAACCAAUCAACGAGCAGCAACCAUCUCCUCACAAAGUUGACAACCCCAGCUAGGGUUCUUCAUAACCACAAGGCUCUUUCUAAAGCGGAGAUGUCUGUUUAUCGAGGGGAUGUUGUCUACUUGUCCCGUGAGGACUUUGAACAGCGCCCUCCAUGGGUUGUUACAUAUUCAAGUUCCAGUAAGCAAGUGGGUUUAGUACCAUCCAUGUAUCUAGCACCUGGAAAGAUGGAAGAGGUCCUAUAAACCUUCAUGAUUCAGACGACUAUAAAGAAACAACUUUACAUUAAAUUAAUGCCAUGAAGAAAUUUCACAAUAACUUUUGACAAGCUAUCAUUAAAAUUACAAGUAUUGAACAGGGAGUUCAUUACAUGUUCGAAGGCUGAGUAACGGGUGAUCUAAAGGGAUAUGUUUGGUCACUCUUAAAAUUAAAGGCAAUAACAACGUCCUUGGUCGGAAGUACAGCAGCUUUCAAU
This is a messenger RNA of Asterias rubens (European starfish), 3404 nucleotides long. RefSeq lists its product as uncharacterized. NCBI's taxonomy places the organism in Eukaryota, Metazoa, Echinodermata, Asteroidea, Forcipulatida, Asteriidae. The coding region runs from base 211 to 3174 and encodes 987 amino acids. Gene Ontology annotation, molecular function: protein binding. The transcript has 4 exons. The record is from RefSeq and is a predicted model, not a curated record.